Molecule: messenger RNA, 987 nt
Organism: Microthlaspi erraticum
Lineage: Eukaryota; Viridiplantae; Streptophyta; Magnoliopsida; Brassicales; Brassicaceae
Source: the annotation of a GenBank genome assembly
AUGGAGAAGAUGGUGAUUGACGAGAUAAUGGAUAAAGAAACAGAAACUGUUGAUUCAGUCCAGAUACUACUGAAGGAAGAUCAAGUUGAUGAUCAGAUUCUUAUUGCUGUGAUUGAAAAAUCUGAAGAAUCUGCAAAGAAAGGGAGAGAUGAGAGUGGUGAGAAGAAAGAAGCUGAGCAAGUUAAAAAGAGCGUUGAAGAGGUUACUUUUGAAGCUGUUGAUGUGGAGAAAGAGGCUGUGGAGGAUGUUUCUCAAGAAGUCAAGAAGGAUAAAUCUGUUGAAACUCCAGAGAAGGAAGGUUUAAAGACCGUUGAUGUUUCUGAGUCGAUAGAUGAAGCUAGAGGGAAAAAUGAAGACGAAAUCAAAGAUUUACAAAAUCUUUCAGCUGAUGCUAUGAUAGAGACAACAGAGGUAAAAGUUCUUCAAGUUGAGUCAAAUGAAUCAGCUUCAGAAGUUGAGGUAAAGGCAGAGGAAAGCUCUGAGUUUGAGCUCCAAGUCAAGCUGGAGGAGAAAGCUGAUGAAACAAAGUGUCAUGAGGAAGCUGUAUUGAUAAGCCAAGAUUUGUUGUCUGAGGCCAAGAAAGAGACUGAAGAAGUUGCUACUUCAUCUCCCGGUGAUUUCAUUGAUAAGAUUAGUGCUGAAGCAAAGCAUGUAGAGGAAGAGGCAUCGAAGGAGGAAGACGUAAACAAGAGUGAAGAAAAAGAUGGCGUAAACAAGCUUGUUGAAGAAGAUGAGAGUAUCAAGGAGGAUACUUUGAAACAAACUCUAGAUACUGAAUCAAAAGAGAAAGAAACAGAACCAGAGGUUAAAGAAAGCCAAGAAGAAGAAGGCAGAGAGAAAGAGGUUAGUGCUAAGCCAAAGCAUGCAAACAAUAUUAUAUCCAAAGUAAAACAGUCUCUUGUAAAGGCAAAGAAAGCAAUCACUGGAAAAUCUCCAAGCUCGAAGACUAUUUCAACUGAAGCCAAUGAAGAUAUCAAAAUCAAGUGA